AUGCAGCGCCUUAGAGAAGGAAUUUGCCGUGUGGCAGCAACCCCUGCAGCAGCAGCAGAAACAGCAGCAACAACAACAACAGCACCCCCUGUUAUUUGGGGUGCGGCUUUGCUUGGCCGUGCCCACUUCCACCGUGUUGCUGCACCAGAAACAGCAGCAGCAGCAGCAGCAGCAGCUGCUGCUGCUGCUGCUCUACCACACAGCAGCGCAACCACGGGCGAAGUUGUCUCUGACAGCAGCAGCACCGGUGCAGCAACAGCAGCAGCAUCCGCAGCACCAUCAGCAGCAGCACCAACAGCAGCAGUAGCAGCAGCACCAAUAGCAGCAACAACGACAGUAGCAACAGCAGCAGCAACAGGUGCAGCUGCUUCUUCUGUUGUAAUGCUGCCUUUAUUUCAUGAGCUUAGACUGCAGCCGCGUCUGCCGCGUGUUUCUGAGAACGGGCCAGCAGCAGCAGCAGCAGCAGCAGCAGCAGCAGCGUCAGCAGCAGAGAGGCAUCAGCUGCAGCGGUGGUGGAAGGCUGCCCCCUUUAUUAUGAGCAGGCAGCAGCUGGAGAUCAGCGGCAGCGGCUGCAGUGCUGCUGCUUCGCUACAGCAGCAAACUCAGCAGCAGCAGUUCUUCCAGGUGCAGCGACAGCAGCAGCGGCUGCUGCUGCCGCAGGAAGGGGUGCAGCAGGGACAGCAGCAGGAACGGUCAGAGGAUGGGGGUGAGAGCAGCAGCAGCAGCAGCAGCAGCAGCAGCAGCAGCAGUAACAGCAGCAGCAGUAUUUCACCCCACUGCACGCGAAUUUUACAGCGACACCGGGGAGCUGCAGCAGCAGCAGCAGGAGACAGACCAGCAGGCACAGCAACAGCAGAAGCAGCAGCAGAAACAGCAGCACAAGCAGAAGCAGCAGCAGCAGCAGCAUCUCGCCACCUGCUGCGCUCUGCUGCAGCAGCUCUUGUCGCCUCCCCUGUUGGGGAGAUGACUGCGCAGCAGCUCGUUGCUCUCGGCUAUUUCCUUGUAAGCAGCAGCAGCAAAAGCAGCAGCAGCAGCAAAAGCAGCAGCAGCAGCAGCAGCAGUAUCAGAGAACAGCAAGAUCUGAUUUUGUGCCGCCACAUGCUUCUGCGCCUGCUCGUGUUGCUGCGGGAGCACAACAGAAGCGUGCAGCAGCAACAGCAACAGCAGCAGCAGCAGCAGCAGCAAUGGGAGCAGCAGCAGCAGCAGCAGCAGCAAGGGGUGAUCAAUGCUCAGCAGCUCACGCAGAUAUUAAAGAGCCUCGCGAGGCUCCGCACCUUCCAUCGUCUGCUGCACUCCCCCUGGUGGCUGCCGACUGCAGCAGCACCUGCUGCUACUGCUGCAUCUGCUGCGCCUACUGCUGCUGCUGCUGAUGCUGCUGCCGUUACCCCUCCGUCUGCUGCUGCUGCGCCCUAUGCUCCUGGGCCUUCUGCUGCUGCUGCUGCUGCUGCUGAGGCACCGGAAGGAGAGAGCAGCAGCACAGACACCGCAGUGUUCAGUGCAGCAGGGGCUGUCUUUCCCCCGGCGUUCUACCGCCUGCUUGAGAAAGAUAGCAGCAGCAGCAGCAGCAGCAGCACGCAGGCAGAUGGUUUGCCUACUAGAGAACAGCAGCAGCAGCAGCAGCAGCAAAGCACUCGGUGGCACUUGGCGCUGCUAGGAGCUGACGCUUGCACAUUAGCGCAACAGCAGCAGCAGCAGCAGCAGCCGCAGAGGAUUCUGCAGCAGGGAAGGCAGGAGCAGCAGCAGGUAAAGGAGACUGGUGCUGCUGCUGCUGUUGCUGCUGCGGCUUGUGUCACCCCAAUAGCUUUGUCGUUGGCCCUGGAGCUGUCUCUCAUAUUUAGUAGGGACUUGCGCUGCAUUCUACGGCAAGAGCAGCAGCAGCUGCAGCAAGACCAGCAGCAGCAGCAGCAGCAGCAGCAGCAGCAAAAGCAACAGCAGCAGCAAAUUAGGAGGUUCAAAGUUACUUUUAUUCAGCCUGAGGAAAUGGCCCGCGCUGCACUCCACUGCGCCGUCCUCUUCUCACCUUGGACGCGCAGCAGCAGCAGCAGCAGCAGCAGCAGCAGCAACAGCAGCAGCACCGGUACCGCAACCCGCAACAGCAGAAGCAGCAAUAGGAACGGGGACACCAUCCCCAGCAGCAGCAGCAACAGCAACAGCAACAGCAACAGCAGCAGCAGGUAUUCUCCAUCUGCUGCAUCGUUUGAGGAGGCACGAAGUGCUGCGCUGCUGCUGCAGUCCGUGUGCAGCCAUUUGCUGCUGCGCCUGCAGCCUCUCUUUAACUCCAAGAGUGCGGCGCUUGCUGCUACAGCGUUGGGAUAUGCAGAGGUCCCUCCUCCUUCUUGCGUUCUGGCGAAAUAUAAAGCAUAA
Eimeria acervulina is the source of this 2364-nucleotide messenger RNA. RefSeq lists its product as hypothetical. The transcript is spliced from 3 exons. The coding region runs from base 1 to 2364 and encodes 787 amino acids. The record is from RefSeq and is a predicted model, not a curated record. NCBI's taxonomy places the organism in Eukaryota, Apicomplexa, Conoidasida, Eucoccidiorida, Eimeriidae.